Purpureocillium lilacinum is the source of this 906-nucleotide messenger RNA. RefSeq lists its product as uncharacterized. Gene Ontology annotation, biological process: sterol biosynthetic process. Gene Ontology annotation, cellular component: endoplasmic reticulum membrane. Lineage: Eukaryota; Fungi; Ascomycota; Sordariomycetes; Hypocreales; Ophiocordycipitaceae. Gene Ontology annotation, molecular function: C-4 methylsterol oxidase activity; iron ion binding. The record is from RefSeq and is a predicted model, not a curated record.
AUGGAUCUCCUCAUAUCGCUCCCGCUCCUCUCCUACUUCCUCUCGCCGCACGUCGCCUCGUGGUCCACCUCGAUCAACAUCAUCUUCUUCUACAUGACGUGGACGACGCUCAUCAUCACGCACCCGCCCGUCAACGUGCACAUCGCCGGCAUCCUCGUCAUCCGCGUCAUCUUCUGGCUCGUGCCCUCGGUCCUGACCCUCGCCUUCGACAGCGCCCUGCCCAGCCUCGCCGCGAGCCUCAAGCACGGCGGCUGGGCCUCCCUGCCGCCGCGCAACUCGCGCUUCAUCGCCCAGCAGUUUGCCGUCGCCGUGGCCAACCUCGUCAUCUCGACGGCGUUUGAGGGCCUCGCUGCGAAAGCGUACCUGGGCUUCUUUGGCCGCACGGACAUCAAGACGAGCACCACGCUGCCCAUGCCCAUGACGGUGUUUACGCACCUCGUCAUCUUGUACGUCGCGCGCGAGGUCAUCGUCUACUAUACGCAUCGCUAUGUCCUGCAUCAGCAGUCCUACGGCGGGACCAACAUGAGCAUCGUGUUCGAGUGGCUGGCGGGCCCGCACCGCAACUGGGCGCACUGCCUCGGGGGUGCGCCGUACUCGCUGCUCGUAUUCGCCGACCACCCGUUGCCGUCGCUGAUGCUGCGCGUCAUCCCCGUCUACUUUCCCGCCGUGCUGCUGCGCCCGCACCUGCUCACCUACUUCCUCUUCCUCAUCCUCGUCACCAUCGAGGAGACGGUCACCAUGUCGGGCUACAUCGCUAUCCCGGGCUUCCUCAUGAACGGCAUCGCCCAGCGCAUGGCCGUGCAUUACGCAUCCGGCGGCGGCGCCAACUUUGGCGCCUGCGGUGUGCUUGACUGGAUCAACGAGACGGGCGGCGGCGCUCACGUCCUCGAGGAGAUUGCCCAGUAG